Molecule: messenger RNA, 1149 nt
Organism: Phaedon cochleariae (mustard beetle)
Lineage: Eukaryota; Metazoa; Arthropoda; Insecta; Coleoptera; Chrysomelidae
Source: the annotation of a GenBank genome assembly
AUGGCUGCUCCAAGAUGGCGGACAAGAUUUGGUCAGAUUCCCUUCAAAAUUGGUCAUCAAUGGAUAUGGACGAAUCUGGGCAUAAAACCAUCAUCUGGUUGGUCGGUAGAUCCAUUCGGGCACGGUAGUACUGUACCUUAUCUUCUAUCAGCUUCGGGUAUCAAAGGAACUGUAAUACAAAGGAUACACUACGCUUGGAAACAAUGGCUCGCUCUCAAACAAUAUGGAGAUUUCCGUUGGAUACCCAGUUGGAGUACCGCCGACUCUUAUGGGUCUUUACUCACCCACAAUCAGCCCUUCGACAUCUAUUCCAUCAAACACAGUUGCGGGCCACAUCCGUACAUUUGUUUGAACUUCGAUUUCCGCAAAGUUCAAGGAGAGUACACGGAAUACUCCCUCAAAGCGCAGGCCAUCACAGAGAAGAACGUGAAGGAAAAAGCGGAGCUGCUGCUGGAACAGUACGCCCGCACUGGAUCUCUUUUUCCACACAACGUGGUAUUGAUGCCGCUGGGAGAUGAUUUCCGGUAUAACGUGAAGGAAGAAUGGGACCAACAGUAUACAAACUAUAUCAAACUCAUAGAAUACAUCAAUGCUCAUAGAGACCAGUAUAAAACCGAAAUAAGUUUCGGAACACCUUCGAUGUACUUCCAAGAGAUAAUGAAUCGUUAUAAUCAGUUUCCUACACUGAAGGGCGACUUUUUCGUUUAUUCGGACAUAUUUUCCGAAGGCCGCCCUGCCUAUUGGUCUGGAUACUACACCACUAGGCCUUUCAUGAAAAUUUUGGACCGGGAACUGGAGGAUAGUUUGCGUGGAGCAGAGAUACUGUAUACCAUUGCUGUGAAUAAUGCUAAGCAGAACAAGUUCUCGUCUUACUCGAAGAUAUUAGAGAGGGAUUUCGAGAAGCUCAUAAAUGCUAGGAGGAAUCUAGGUAAUAUACAUUUUUUCAAAAGAGAGAGCACUAAAGUCAGAGAGAAACAAAGAACAAUGUCAGACGAACCCUUCAACAACGAUAGGUCUAAAAAAACACCUGUUCUGGAGGAAAAAAGUUAUGUUCGCAUAUUUAGAUUAUUGAAAAAUGUUUUACAAAAAGAUAAUGAGGCUGAAUGGAGGCCGCCAUUAUUGCGGAACCCCUCUGUUAGUGAACUUUGA